GUCCCCGGGGGCUGGGUGGUGGCGACGUGGCAGAAGCCACGGUUUUUUUAUCGCCGUGGCAGAGGACUCGAAGCCGGAACAGUUCACGUUGGAGGCCGAUAACUAUCUGGCGACGAUGACGAGGACGGGAGGAAAUGACGACGAGGAAGUGACUCGGAGCAACUCAACGACUCGUCGGUUCAUGAUAACGGGGCCUUUGUGGGGCGCCACCUACGCCAUCGCCCUCGUCUGUGAGUACCAGAGCUUGAGUCUGAACUGCGGGGGCUCGACGCUGGAUGCCAAGGUCGUGGGCUGCAACGUCACCGAGCAGUCUUGCAGAAUCCAGAACCAAGUGGUGUUCCGAAGACCCUACGGACUGAAGGCGGAGGUGGUGGGCGAGGGCGUCGUGCAGCUGACCUGGACCACGGAAAAGGCGGGCUGGGUCACGCCCACGUCCUCGCUGGAGAUCACUGACCCCGAGGGCAAUCUGGUGGAUCAGAAGACGCUUUCGAAUAAGAACAACAGCGUGAGUGUGACGGGCGUGUCAGGAGGCAACAACUACACCGUCACGUUCAUCCCUGAAGCAGACUCGGAUAAUCUGCCUCGAUUUUACUUCAGUUUGCAUAUCAUCGCGUGGCGGGACGUGACGACCUCGGAGCGCCUGGAGGGCUACGGAGCCUUCGUGACCGACGUGGACCUGAGUGCCACCAUCAUCUGGAACGGCACCUUGAGGGUCAGUUGGGUGCCAGCCACGGUCCUGGGCGUGACCUGGGACGGGGUCGCGACCUCCACCACCACCACGGCGGCCCCAACGACGACGACGACCACGGCGAUGACGACCACCACCGCCUUGCCAACGACGACGGCUCCCUCCACGACCACCACGGGUCAGCCAACAGACACGACGCAGACGGUCAACAUGAGCACAACGACCUCUCCAAUGGCAUCCACGACUACUACGGCCGCCCCGACCACGACCACUCCCGUCCCCUCGACCACGACCACAACUCCUACAAGCACGACUGCAAUCCGGCCAGAUACAGUCGCUCCUUCGCUCUCCGUCCAGCACAACACAGCGAAGGCCUUCAUGUACACCGUUACCCUUUCGUCAGAUAAAGGGGAAGUGGAGCAGAAUGUGAGCAUGACGACCAGCCCUUCCAUGCGCCUCGACUUCUGGUACAUGAGCAUGGAGAAGCAGUACAGCAUAGCCCUUACCUGUCACUUCGGCGGGGUGUCCGUGCCGUGCGGGUCUCACGUCCUUUACGUCGACAAGCCCCUCCAGUGGUCCAACGUCAACGACCGCUUCGUGGUGUACGCGGAGGGGCGUGGCCUCGGCGGCUGGGAGCACCAGGAGAAGGAGUGCAGGAAGGGCGAGGGGACGCUCGUGUCCUUGGCCACGUACGAGGAGGACGAGCGGCUCCUGACUGCGCUCGUCGCCAAGGGCACGCCGCCGCACCUGGACGUCUACUGGCUGGGGCUCAACAUGUGUCCCGAUUACGACGGCGAUGUGUGGAGUGACGGCUCACUGUGGCAGCACUCGAGACUGCCCAACGUGAGGCCCAUGCUGUCCAGCGAGACGUGCUGCAUCAAGGCCGUGUGGAGGCCGGAGAGGCAGAUCUACAACUGGCUCGGGGAGGACUGCCAGGCGCUCUUCCCCACCGUGUGCGAGUUCCAUCCGCAAGGCCUGGUGGGCAGGGUCGUCGACCUCCGGCGCAGCGACGCGUCCACCACCGAGGCGGCCGCGACCUGGAAGUACCAAGCCAACUACUGGACGCCCAACCUCUUCGUCAUCAGGACCUGCGUGGUGAUGGACCUCGAGGACCUGGGAACCGCGGAAAGGAAGGCGACGUCAGACUGCAUCACAGGGAACGUCACCAUCAACGCCACGCGAUUCACCCAAGAGAACCUCGAGCCUUAUAAGGAGUACCAGGUCAACGUCAGCGCCAGCCUCACCAGCAUCGGCUACACGGGGCCCUCCGCCGCCGCCUUCGUCAGGACGCAUCCGGAAACCCCAGUGAUGGUGCAGGUUCUUCCCUCGGGUCACCUGCGGGUCGUGUGGGCUCAGAAGGUCGCUGAGUUCGCUGAAGACGACAACGUAGUGAUGAAGGUGACCGACGGCGACGGCGCGGAGAAGCAGCAGACGAUCCAGGCGAGGGGCGUGCUCCUGGACGGCCUCAAGCUGGGCGCGACCUACAGCGUCAGUCUGGAGGAGUUGGGCGGGAAGAGGAGGAAGGAGGCAGCGUCCGUGCAAGCUUACCCCCCGUGCGAGUGCGGCGACGAGUGCCACCUCCGGGGCUGGUGCUUCGAGCCGUCUCCCGCGAAGGUCAACUCCAUUACGGCGAUCCGCGAGUGCCAGGACGAGGAGACGAGCCUCGCGACGGUCUCCAGCUCGGAGCAGGUCGACCUCCUCCUCAAGCUGGCGGACAAGGUUGGCGACGACUUGUGGGUGUCGGAGAGGUCGGAGAGGCUGUCGGCGUCGCGAGAUACCCUCAGACUCUUAGCGGAGGGCGACUCAGAGAUCCUCGACGACGAAACCGCCGCCGAGGAGUCGACCACCGCCAUCCCGAUGCCCUCCCAGUGCCUCGUCGUCUCGCGGGCGGAGAGGGCCGUCGUGGACGAGCCGUGCGCCAACAUCCACACCGCCGCUUGUGGUCGGAAGGUUCCAGUGGCCAAAGCCUUCCCGCCCACGAGCAGCAUGAAGAUCGACGUCGGAGCCAGCUGGAUCUCUCUGGACUGGAGCAACACGGACUGGGUUUGGAAAGCCACGUACACAGUUUAUUACCAGAGGACACGUGAGCGGCGUUACAAGAGGGCCCUCAAGUCGAUGGAUUUCAAGGCUCCUCCAGUUCUCAUCAGCAACCUUCAGAGGGACACUUCUUACACGUUAGAGCUCGUGGCUGACCUCGAUAACGGGUUCCUGUCGUCGUCUAACGAGUUCGAAGCCUCCACUUCCAACUCCACUGACAGGGCGUAUCCAGAUAGGCUAAAAGUGGGUUGGGCGCCAUCUUGGGACUACCAGAUUCUACAGCUCGUAAGCGCGGCCAUUUUGGUUGCUUCCUGCAUUACUACGAUGCUCCUUUUCUUCGCCACUGGCAUGUUCUACCAGGACUGUGUGGCCCAGCUGGGGUUCCUGGCGACUCUCAUGGCUGCCUACUUCAACCUCAUGUUAGCCCACCCCUCGACGGUCAAUGCGGAUAAUGAAACUGGGUGUAUGAUCGUCGCCAUCAUCUUGCACUUCCUGUUCACGUGUUCCUUCAUGUUCCUGAUGUUUGAAGCUCUGACUAUCGCUCACCUUCUCGUGGUUCAGAUUAAGAGUCCGUUUCAGAACUCCAACUGGCUGAUGAUGAUUGUGGGUGUCCUGGUUCCCGUUCUUAUUGUGUGCAUUUCGGCUGCCAUUGAGUAUUCUAAGUAUCCGGAUUUCACGAAGCAUAAUUGCUGGCUCAACCCCGAGAGCUCCGCCAUGUGGGCCGAGGCUAUUCCUAUCGUGGUCCUGCUGAUAGCUACGUUGUUCCUGCUCCUGAACACCCUGCGUAGUCAGGAGACACCUCCAGCUCUCAUCGAGGUUGAUCUCCGCGGUAGACAAAGCGACUCCCACAAGCUGCGUUGGGUGAUACUUGCCCUGGCGGUGGAACUGUUCGUCGUCUGGAUAACAGGAGUAACUGCAUACCAGUACCACGAUUCAAGUUUACACGUCGUUUUUGGUAUCUUCACUCUUAUCCUCGCAUUCACCAUAGUAGCCUGUCGAACCACGUUUGAUGACACGUUCCGCACCAAGAUGCAUCGCCUGUGUUGUGGGACUGAACUCACUUACAAGCGCAGUGAAAUCCUUACCCUCAGUGGGAGGUCGCGUGUAGGGCCCUCGCCUGUGCAAAUGAUGAACACCUCAGCGACCUCGAAUAGUCCAGUUCGCUCGCCUCGUUCGGCUCGUUCAGUUCCUUCAUCCCAUGUCUCGGCUACUGAGGAGAGGACCAGCCAGGUAACGACAUCAAGUUACUCGCUCCCUAACACACCUCCAGAAGAGAAGACUCAGGAUUAUAUUCUCAUUAGGAGGUCAUACAACUUCAAUGAAGAUGAUCCUGAUGAUUAUUAUUGAAAAUCUUCAGUCUAGUAUGAAGGUUCAUCAAUUUGGGAAUAUUGAAAAAGAAAGAAGUGAUAUUUAAUAUUACUAGAUUAUUUUCCCGUCUAAAUCAUGAUCAUAAGAAUUUUAGUUCUGUGUUUUGGAAGUAAAAAAAGUACAAGCAUAACAUUAAUUACAUUAGUUAUUUCUUAAAAGUGUGCCUUUCUUUGUAAUAAAUCAGUUUUCUUUGCAAAAUAUUAGGUUUUGAUUUAUUUGAUUUUAGGCAUUCCCCACAUAUUUAAGUAAGAUCAUAAUUUUACUGCAGUAGUAUUGAAGUUGUAGUGUGUGUGGAUAAAAUGUAAAUUCUUUUAAAUAAUCUUUAUUCCUUUGUACAUCUUGGUACAUGUACAGUUCAUUUAGGUAAGAAAUUGUCAGUGAUUACUGUCAUGGUAUAAAGUCUGUGAUUCAAUGUUGUGUUAUGUGAAAUACCUUUUCUUAUUAAUAUGUAGUUUUUUCUUGCUAUGUUUAUCUGGAAAACUGAUUUUGUGACACAGUUAACAAAAAAGUAGGAAGUAAAUAUUUUUAUGUAGAUAUAACUUUUUCCUCUGACAGGUUUAACAUACUGGAGUCAAAACAAACCUUCAAAUGAAUACAAAGGACAUUCAUGGAAUGGGUACAUGUGAUUUUCUUUUUGUAUCAUUUCCUGUCUGUGAUAUGUUACUGUUGAGAAUGGACCAAUCUGUUCUCACACACCAUGAGAGUCCUUAUGUGUUUAAAUAUAAGUACACUUUGAGUUCAUCAAAUAGUCAUCUCAAAUAAAAUGUAAGUAAUCUUUUAUAAUUCAUAAAAGAUUUAUGUAAUUUGUAUGUUGUUACAGUCAAUCAUGCUGCAUAUUACAGUUAGAUGGGUGGACUGUCAGCUUUCGUUUGCGUGCAACUAUUCACAGGCUUGUCUAUUAUGCUAAAAAGACUGUCCUUUUCUUUUAAUAUAUUCUUAUAUCAAAAAUGACUUCAUACAUAUACAAAAUAUGAACAAAAGCAAGUACGUCAAAUGAACAGAGAUUAUCAAGACAGGAAUUUGUAACAUGACGGCAAUAAUUUUUAUAACUUGCAGACUGAGACCAUUUCUAAUCAACAAUAUAUGUAAGGUCGUAUAUUACAAGCUGAUCAGCUGAGAAGUUUGUGGGAAAUAUUGAAAGCUUCAUGAAGACUUGUGUAUCUACAUUACAAGAGCCUGGAACUACAACUAGUCACUAGAUAAAACCAAUGACCAGACCUCAGCAUCUACCUUAGUUACCCUCUUUGUAAUAUUAAUGAAGGAGUUAAGUGUGCAAAGCAAUAAAGCAAAAUAUAUAUUUAUACAUAUGUAUAUAUAAUAAGUAGGUUUCAUUAGUUAUUCAGUAAACCCAAAGUUAUCUAUUUUCCCAUUUACUUCAGCAGCAUCCCUAAAGUUAACAAUACAGCAAUGUGACACAAACUAUUAUCCUUUAUAUAAUUCUCUACAUUUUCAAACUUGUAAGCUACAAUAGUAUAAGAUUUGAUCUAUCAAAAUCUUUUUUCUUGUCACAAACAGCUAAAACUAAUAGGGGUUUCGAAUGAUCCACAACGGUUGGUGUGCAUUUUUUUUUUGCAUAAAUAUCAACCAACCCAUUUAAUUCUCAAAUAAAUGCAUUGAUUUUGUUCAGGGGUCCUAUAGGUACUCUAUACAGGCAAGCAUAACAGGUAAGAGUAGCUACAGACAUUUGUAUUCCUGUCUAUAAAAUCUGGAAAGGUGGCUACAAACAGGUUUUGUGUGUUGAUUAGCUUAUUAUUAGUAAUGCCUAGCUGUUCCGGCUUGGAAUGGUUUGUAAUAUAUUGUGGAAUAUAAAGUGAUUUUGAGAUUAAUGGUUGUAUAU
Messenger RNA from Penaeus vannamei (Pacific white shrimp), 5930 nucleotides. The record is from RefSeq and is a predicted model, not a curated record. NCBI's taxonomy places the organism in Eukaryota, Metazoa, Arthropoda, Malacostraca, Decapoda, Penaeidae.